This is a messenger RNA of Funneliformis caledonium, 331 nucleotides long. NCBI's taxonomy places the organism in Eukaryota, Fungi, Glomeromycota, Glomeromycetes, Glomerales, Glomeraceae. The record is from the annotation of a GenBank genome assembly.
AAUUUCAGAUAGCAUUUUAAGAGCAAUUAGAAAUCAUUUAUUAACUGAAGGAUUAACAGUACGUCAACAUAGAAAUAUAAAAAAUCUUCCUAAAAUAGCAUCACAAGUUACAACCAAUCAAAAAUUAUCAACUGAAAUUUAUAAUUUAAUUAUUAAUUAUGCAAAUUUUCAUGGAUUUCUCUUACUAGGUCAUCAUAUGCAAACUGAUUCUUUAGCAGUUAUUUUAUUACCUACUGAAAAAAGUUAUAUUAGUGUAUAUGAAGAUUUUGUUGCAGUUAGUAAAGAAUUAGAUAAUGGCACUUCAAUUAUAUCAUAUAAAAACUUUGUUUGA